AUGACUUCUUCAUACCCUGCACAGUCGGCCACCAUGGAGGACCCAGACCAUGGCUGGAAGCCAAACAACCGCCCUCAAUCCACGGUAGCGCGCAACUUCAUGUCGGAGCUCGACAGCCUGUUCAACUUGGAUGGAGGCCUCGAGAACCUAGACAAGACGGUUCUUGAAAAGAAGCAAGCAGUCACCACACAGACUAAAGAGCUUGAAGCCCUAGAGGCAAGGCUCAAGGCUGCCGAAGAGCGCUUGAACCAGGCCAAGAGCAACUCCCCACCAGCGAACAAGGACAGCCAGCGCGAACAAGACAACGCUCGGUUACAAGGGGCUACGAGCCCCCUUGCGCAAAAGACUCAAAACAUGCCAGGUGCGCUACCAGAGACAUCGACUCCUACAUCGACUACCAGUGCUGACUACGUCCUGGUAGAGAGGCCACUUUCCGCCAAGCCUGAGACCGCAUAG
Molecule: messenger RNA, 456 nt
Organism: Alternaria atra
Lineage: Eukaryota; Fungi; Ascomycota; Dothideomycetes; Pleosporales; Pleosporaceae
Exons: 3
Coding region: 1-456 (151 amino acids)
Source: RefSeq, a predicted model, not a curated record